UCAUGAUUCUGACUUUCAAGAAAUUAGUGCCCACAUUCAGAAGGCUCAGGGCAUGCUGACAUCUGUAGGUGAGCGAGUGAGAGAAGAAAGAGAUCAGUUGGAGCGAGAUUUCCCCAAACUGCAGAAAUUUCAAGGAAAACCGAUCAAACUGGAUAUCGGAGGUUUCAUAUUCAAAACAUCACUGGAGACAUUGAGAAAAGAUACAGAUUCCAUGCUAGCCAGCAUGUUCAGUGGAAGGUUUGUUAUGAAAGAACAAGAGGACGGGUCUUACUUUAUAGAUCGAGAUCCAACUCAUUUUCGCUUUAUUCUCAACUUUCUCAGAACAGGAAAGGUCAUCAUCCCUCAUGAUACAAUCGCUAGAGACGAGCUGCUGUUGGAGGCGGAGUUUUAUAACAUCAAACCAAUCAUAGACAAACUCAAUGAUCCAAUGGAUUCACAAUCAGCAGUACAGCCAGUCGCAAGUGAGUUUACUAGCAGCACUCUGAUGAACACAGAAGAUAAACGUGUUCUUCUGUCUUGGUUGAGCGUGAAAAUGAAUUGGCGUCUCAUCUACAAGGCAAGCAGGGAUGGUUUUCGAGCUGCUGAUUUUCAUCGUUGCUGUGACAACAAAGGAGAGACAAUCAGUGUGAUACACACUACUGGAGGAUAUUUGUUUGGAGGAUAUACUGAUGUGCCAUGGACAAGUGGAGGUACAUGGAAGUCAAGUUCACAAUCUUUUCUGUUUGCUUUCAGAUCUUCAGCUUUGGGAAACACUCCAGUAAAGGCUACAGUAGUCAACAGUGACAAUGCAGUUUCUCAUAGGUCUGGCUACUGUUGUACAUUUGGAGGAGGUCAUAAUAUUUACAUUGCUGAUUCCAGUAAUACCAACUCCACCAGCUACAGCAAUUGGUCCGAUGGUAGCUAUUACAGUUACCCACCAGAUCUCUCUUGUAAUGGCCAUUGGCUUGUUGGACAACGAAACUUUCAGACACGAGAUGUUGAAGUGUUUGGACAUUAAACGUGACAUCUAGCAUGAGUAAUAUAUACAAAGUUUGUUUUACCCAACAGGUGUGCAUUGUUGUUGCUUGUGAUAUAUUUGUUUAUGUUGUUGUUGUUGUUGUUUACAUAUCCUUUGCAGUGUAAUAACUAGUGGCUGACUUGGUAUAUAUCACAACCAAUAUAGAAUAUUAUUAGC
Molecule: messenger RNA, 1174 nt
Organism: Corticium candelabrum
Lineage: Eukaryota; Metazoa; Porifera; Homoscleromorpha; Homosclerophorida; Plakinidae
Exons: 1
Coding region: 53-997 (314 amino acids)
Biological process (GO): protein homooligomerization
Molecular function (GO): protein binding
Source: RefSeq, a predicted model, not a curated record